Messenger RNA from Gossypium arboreum, 1509 nucleotides. Its product is annotated as NAC domain-containing protein 100-like. Gene Ontology annotation, biological process: regulation of DNA-templated transcription. The transcript is spliced from 4 exons. The coding region runs from base 226 to 1302 and encodes 358 amino acids. NCBI's taxonomy places the organism in Eukaryota, Viridiplantae, Streptophyta, Magnoliopsida, Malvales, Malvaceae. The record is from RefSeq and is a predicted model, not a curated record. Gene Ontology annotation, molecular function: DNA binding.
CUUUUUUUACUUCCAUGGCUUCUCCCUUUUCUCUCUCAAUCCUUAACUUUAUUAUCCUUUCCUCCAACUUCCCUUAGCUUUAUAUAACCUUUCUUCCUAUCUCUUUUUCUUCAUCACUUUCCAUUUCAAUUUGAUUUUGUUUUCUCUGUUGCUUGCUUUGGACAUUAAGAACUUCACCUGUCUGAUUUUGGAACACAAGCUUUAGGGCUUAAGGUUGUUCCAGGAAUGGCAAACAUUGGUGCAAUUGGUCAAGAACAUGAUCAAAUGGAUUUGCCCCCAGGUUUCAGGUUCCAUCCAACAGAUGAAGAGCUUAUUUCUCACUACUUAUACAAGAAAGUUCUUGACGUUAACUUCAGUGCUAAAGCCAUUGGAGAGGUGGAUUUGAACAAGUCUGAGCCUUGGGAAUUACCUUGGAAAGCGAAAAUGGGUGAGAAAGAAUGGUAUUUUUUCUGUGUGAGGGACAGGAAAUACCCUACGGGGUUGAGGACAAAUAGGGCGACUGAUUCAGGGUACUGGAAAGCAACGGGGAAAGACAAAGAGAUUUAUAGAGGGAAAUCAUUGGUUGGGAUGAAGAAAACACUUGUUUUUUACAAAGGGAGAGCUCCAAAAGGUGAAAAAACUAACUGGGUCAUGCAUGAAUACAGACUGGAAGGCAAGUAUUCAGUCCAUAAUCUCCCUAAAACUGCCAAGAAUGAAUGGGUUAUUUGCAGGGUGUUUCAAAAGAGUUCUGGUGGGAAGAAAACUCAUAUUUCAGGUCUGGUUAAUAUGGGUUCAUUUGGAAAUGAAUUGGGUCCGUCCGGUCUUCCACCAUUAAUGGAUUCUUCUUCAAGUUUCAAUGCCAAGAAAAACCCUGUUUCUGAAUCGGUUUACGUGCCCUGCUUCUCCAAUCCCGUCGACGUUCAACGCAUUCAACUCGACACAAUCGAUCAUUUUCCCGAGAAUCCUCUCCUCCUCCCUGUUUCAUCGAAUCCAACAAAUAUUUUCCCGAGAUUCCAAGCUUCAAACCCUUUCUUCUCGGCUCAACCCAUCACUUUCCCACCCAAUCUUCACCUCCCUGGCUCUGUUUUAAUGCAAGACCAAUCCAUCCUUAGGGAUUUACUUGAAAACCAUGGAUCAAACAUGAAAUCAGAGAGGGAAACAAUGGUUACUGUUUCACAAGAAACUGGUUUAACCACUGAUAUCAACAAUGAAAUCUCUUCUGUUGUGUCCAAUCUGGAGAUUCGAAAGAGGCCAUUUGAUGAUCAACAACACCCUUCUGCUUCAACUGGACCUCUGGAUUUCGAUUGUUUCUGGCAUUACUGAAAAAAAAAUCCCAUUAUUGUCUGCAAAAUUAGAGUUUAUGUUACUAUUAUUGUCUGCCGAAGAAAAAAAACACCAUGGUUUGAGUUUGUGUACGAGAUUUUAAUUCAAGUGCUCUAAAAUCAAAACUUUGAAAGAAAUUGAAGCUUAAAAUCAUGUAAUAUAAAAUUAUAAUUAAAUUCCAAUAUUACAAAAAAAACUUUUAAACAA